This is a messenger RNA of Ceraceosorus guamensis, 1597 nucleotides long. Its product is annotated as ribosomal protein S2. Bases 125 to 1465 code for a protein of 446 amino acids. Gene Ontology annotation, biological process: translation. Gene Ontology annotation, molecular function: structural constituent of ribosome. Gene Ontology annotation, cellular component: ribosome; mitochondrial small ribosomal subunit. The transcript has 2 exons. NCBI's taxonomy places the organism in Eukaryota, Fungi, Basidiomycota, Exobasidiomycetes, Ceraceosorales, Ceraceosoraceae. The record is from RefSeq and is a predicted model, not a curated record.
CGUCGUCAUCUUCCAACGUCGUAAAUGCCGUUGCACCUUCCAGUCCACACAAGCACACACUCGCACACUUGCUCACGCACCUCCCUUCUCGCUAAGCUGCACAUUGUCCAUACACAGAGACAAGAUGGCCAGCUCGCUCGCUUCCACUUCGAGCCGCGGUCUGCUGACGACAUGUUCCGCACACGCACACCCGCUCAAGAGCAGUCGCAAGGCAUUUGAAAAGAGCGCGAGCGCUCGGAUGAUGGCGCGCUUGAAUGGCGAACGAUGCAGAUCCGUGUCCACCCAGGCUGCAGGUCUUGAAUCGGCCGUGGGAUCCGAAGGACCAGGUGCUCACAGCCUCGCUGCCGAAGCGCAAACGCCUUCUUCACCUCGUGGUGCGCUAGAGAGGACUACUCAGGGACAAACGGAGCCACAAGAUGCAAAGCUUCAAGUCAGAAGCUCGAGAGGUGCAGGUCAAAGCGAUGCUUCGUUGGAUGCGCACAAGGCUGAAUUGAGGAGGAAAGCGCUAAGAAGCGCUGCUGUGGACGCAAUGAUGCCUUUGACUUCCACUCAAACGCGUCAAACGGGUUAUCGACCGGUCCAAGCCCGACUCUCGCCCGUGACGGCGAGGGAGUUGACGCUGUCGCACUUGGUCGCCGCUUCUGCUCAAGUAGGCCACUCUCGGGCAAACACGUCUCGACAAGCUGCUCAGCAAGUUUACGGUUUCAGGCACGAUAUAGCCUACAUUGAUUUGGAAAAGUACACUCUGCCCGCCCUCAGACGAGCGGCUAGCGUGGUGAGAGAGACGACAAAGAGGGACGGUGUGGUGUUGUUUUGCGGAACGGCUCCUGGAACGCAAGACGCCGUGCUCGCUGCUGCUAAACGGUUGGGAAGGAACGGAUUUCACGUGACAAAGAGCAGGUGGAUGCCUGGCGUUUUGACCAAUGCGCCCAACCUGCUCGCCAAGGCUACGUUGAUGGGAGCGGAUCACUACUCGGAGACGUUGCGCGACAGGGCGGAGCGCAAAAAGGAGCGCCAGUCGGAGGGGUGGACGGACAAGGAUGAGGCGGAGCUGCAAUCGCGCUUGGAUCUGGUCAGGUUGUCCAUGAGGGAACUUCAACCUGAUCUAUUGAUCGUCUUGAACCCCAAAGCUAAUCUUCACGCUAUCAGGGAGGCUACAUCUAGGGGUAUCCCCACCAUCGGAGUCACGGAUACGGAUGUGGAUCCUAGGAUCGUGACGUACGCCAUUCCUGCCAACGACGAGAGCACUAGAACUGCAGAAUUAGUGGUUGGUCUAUUGAGCAAGGCGGGACAAGAAGGAUUGAAGGAUAGGGAAUUAGCUCAGAGGGUGGCGGAGAGGAUGGUGAUUCAGCGCGAGGCGCAACGUAGGGAACAACACAGGCUUACAAGGGAAUCGGAAAGGAUCGCGAGGGAACAGGCUAAAGCUGCCACGGCUUUUGGUGGAAGGUCGAUAUAUGGCAAUUAGACGCGACGAUGCGGACCCCUUUCUCUCGCUCGUGGGAAAUUACACCAUUGCAAAGCCAGUCUCGGGGCGAGCGUGUGCGUGAUCGUGUUUCGAGGUUUGUGAUUGCGACUUGUAUAUUGUAGCGAUACAUGU